GACAUAUAUAUAUAUAUAUAUAUAUAUGGAAUAAAAAAAUAUAUAUACACUCCUAUAUAUUUAUAUUUGUACUGUAUAUAUACAGGUAUAGGAAAGUAGAAAAUUUGUAAUUGUUACAAAUUUAUUUAAAAAAAUAAAUAAAUAAUACUGAUGAGUUCUAACAAAUCACGAUGAAGAAUUACUUUUGACUGAUUUAAGUUAUACUGCAGAUAUAUGUCAACAUACUGAGAUGAAAAAAGAAUAGGUUAUAGUUAAUGCCAAAAAUAGAUGAGUGGUCUUCUAAACAACCUGUAAAAUCAUGGAUGUAACACUGGAUGAUCGUUUGGCGGCACUACAACAAAUAAGUCAAAGGAAGCUAGUCGAAAUUCUAGAUGUUAUACCAGGAAAAAAGGAUUUGAUUAUUGAGCAAAAAUUGAUGAAGAUUCUUGAUUCAUUUGUAGGCGUAACAGUAUUGAAAAAAUAUGGAGUUGACAAAAUAUUUAAAUUUGCCCAAGGACUUAAACCAACAAACAUUCAAAGGAUUUAUUUAGUUACCUGUGAUCUAAUAGCAUGUCAAAAUGCCUUUGAUCAAAUUCGAUCUGAAAUGUCUCAGACACCUGGCCUUUCUCAUCAUAUGCUGAUAGCUCCCUUCAUACCCAUAACUGUAAACAAUCUUCUUGAAGAAAAUGGACUUUCUGGAUUGGUUAGCUUGCGGCCAUUAGCUUGGGAGUUUAUCAGGACAGACGGAAAUGUCUUAUCAUUAGAGAUGCCAUUAUUUACUGAUUUAUAUUACCAUAAAGAUAGUAGUUUACUUCCAGCUUUGGCUAAAAACCUAUGGACGCUGCGAAUGGUUAUGGGUGCUCCAAAUUUCACCUUAGCUUUGGGCAAGCAUAGUCAGCAACUACUGAAAAUGAUAGCUUCAAUGGAUGACUCUUUAGGAGCUCCUAGUCCAAAAGAUGAAUUUGGAGCAUUAAUUGUGAUGGACAGAAGUCAAGACUUUGUUUCAACUCUUCUUACCCCAGUUACGUACUUAGGAUUAUUGAGCGAAGUAGUUGACAUAAAUAUAGGAAAUGCUACACUUGGAACCUCACAAACAAAAUUGGAUCCUACUAAAGACCAAGUGUAUGCAGAAGUUAGGGAUAAGCAUUUUAGUGAUGCCUUUCCCACAUUGCGCACUAAAGCCAAGGCUCUCAAAUCUGAACAGGAAGCAAUGCAGUCGAUGAAACUGGCAGAAAUGAAACAUUAUGUUCAGAAUACUCUUCAAAAAACAACCAAAACCAAACAACAACUGGAAUUUCAUAUUUCUGCCUGUGAAGCUGCUGUCAAUGCCCUUGCUUCAAAGUUUGAAGAUUUACAUUCUAUAGAAACUUCAAUACUUGAGUGUAACAGAAGAGCAGAAUGUUUGGAUUAUAUAUUGAGAAAUAUUGAUGACAAUCCUGCCAGGAGCCUCAGACUAUUUUCAUUGCUGUCAAUAGCAAGUGAUGGAGUCACUAAUAAUGAGAUAUUGCCUCUACAAAAAGCUCAUUUGCAUGCUCAUGGUUAUCAACACAUACCAUUGUUUCAUAAGCUAGAAAGCUCUGGAUUAUUAAGCAUCAAGACAGAAAAUAUGCUAAAGAGAUUACCAAACUGGACGAGUAAAUGGAUGGCCAAUGCCAAACGUCUUAGGCUAUUUCCAAAUCCAUCCAAGCCAAUAGAUUUAAAAGGACCUACCUGUCCAAGCUAUGUUUUUAGUGGAUCUUACAUACCAGUUAUAGCUCAGCUUUUAAACAUAGUUAAUUCACAAAUAACAGAUCCAAAAGCUUUCGAGGAGUUAGUUAAUACUGUUGGAUGCAGUUUUAGUGGCAUCCAGGGACCAAUUCAUCCCCAAACAGUAGUGGUUUGUGUAGUUGGGGGAAUCACUUUUAAUGAAAUAUCUGCCUGUAGGCUGAUAGAAAAAUCGGCAGGUAUUCAGUUAGUUUUAACAUCAGACUGUAUUUUAACAGGUACUAAAAUCAUUGAGAGUCUACAGAACGCCUGAUUAGACAUAUAUGCUAAGAUUUCAAAAAUCUUCUGAGAAUGACGUUAUUGUGUACAUUUUUUGCUGUAUAAAUGUAUAUAUAAUUUUAUUUAUUUUUUAUGAAAAAAAUUUAUAUUAAAGAAAAAACUAGUUUAUUUUAUUCAAAUAAUAUGCUAUUUUUUUAAUACUUAACUGUAGAGAAAAAAAGAUAUUUUUAUUAAACAGAUUUAUAAAAUAAUGGAUGUAAAAUUUGUAAUUAAAUGAAUAAAUACAUUUUCAUUGAAUAAAAACAUUGAUUUAUUCAUCGCCAAUGUCAUUAUUCUUGUGGAAUUCCUUUACUUAUGAAAUUCAAUAAUUCCUGUUCUCUUCAC
Molecule: messenger RNA, 2346 nt
Organism: Nasonia vitripennis (jewel wasp)
Lineage: Eukaryota; Metazoa; Arthropoda; Insecta; Hymenoptera; Pteromalidae
Gene: Vps33B
Product: vacuolar protein sorting-associated protein 33B
Exons: 8
Coding region: 299-1996 (565 amino acids)
Biological process (GO): intracellular protein transport; vesicle-mediated transport
Cellular component (GO): CORVET complex; lysosome
Source: RefSeq, a predicted model, not a curated record